This is a messenger RNA of Penicillium concentricum, 1524 nucleotides long. RefSeq lists its product as uncharacterized. Lineage: Eukaryota; Fungi; Ascomycota; Eurotiomycetes; Eurotiales; Aspergillaceae. The record is from RefSeq and is a predicted model, not a curated record. Bases 1 to 1524 code for a protein of 507 amino acids. The transcript is spliced from 3 exons.
AUGGCAACUGACUCACCGUCUAAAUCUAGUGUUACACCUCCAACCAAGCUUCAACUAGCCCUAGCAUUGGCUGUUGUCAAGGGAAAACCACCAGGCCAAGGCGUUAAAGAAUACAUUUUGCAGAUUCGAGAGUUCAUUAAAAAGUCGAAAGAUUUGGGCCAAGUUGGUGCGACAGACAAGUUCUUCGACAGCGUCUCCUUCUGGCAACAAGCAUACGAACGGUCUGAGGCAGGACAGAGCAAACUACAAGAUCAAGUCCACGAGCUUAACCAGCGUAUUGAGGGCCUUCUUGCCAAACUGCGUGUCAAAGUCACUGCAAAUGACAAUGAGACCUUGCCGGCAAACAAACGCAAGGCGCCUGCUGUUGGUAAGAAUGCGAACAGUUCGAACAUGGCUAGGAAACGCACAAAGCUACCAAAAAGUAUGCAGAAAAGCAUUCCAUUGAUGGAUGAUGAUCAUGAUUCAGGAGAAGAAGAUGACUUGUGCCUCAACAGACAGCUGCAUAUCGUCCAAAAGGCCUUGCAAAGAAGGACAAACAGCAGUUCGGAGGCCAAUUCUCUGGCUGUGGAUGCAGUCAUCCUCUGCAAAACUGCAGAGCAGAGACUGAUCCGGACUAUCCAGAACGAGAGCAGUUUGACGGAGGAGAAAUCUUCCCAAACCGAGCAGGCCAAUGUGCCGGAUACAGAAACUGUUAUGAAUGGUGUGACAAUUGCUUUCCAUCUCACGCACAAAGCAUUGCACAAAAUGACUGGGGCCGAGAAUUCCACGCAGCACCAAGCCCAGGUCAUCUACUACCUAGUAGGCCUGUUCGAAUCAACCAUGACAACACUCACUCUGCAUUGCACUGCAAUGUCCAAGCAAACUUCAGUCACCAAAAACGUUAUAUCAGGCGGAGGCCAGAAGUCUGCCACGCAACCCGAUGAACAAAACAAACGCACAAAAGAGAAGAACUCACCUACCCAGAAUGAGACGGCCUCUCGCCUCGCAGACCUGCUCUGCACAAUGGCACUUUCCCUGAAUCUAACUCGCACGGAAGAUCAGAAAGUAUUGGAAGGGUUUCUUUUCCUUGUCCUCAAUCGUAUGGGGAAAAUGCUAGCUCUCCAUGUUUUCCAUGACCUGCGACUGCCAAUGGGCAUUUGUCCUGGGAUGACAUUCCCAGAUGGACUGGAAGCAAUGACUGACGAGGGUCUUAUGCCAAACGAGGCACAACUCGAAGCAAAUUAUCUCGUUCGGCUUCUGGAUAGAAUGCUUAAUGGUAAAUCCUUUCCAUCGCCCCUCGAGACAUCGGCUGCUCGUCAAUUUGUUGCAAAUGCCAAAGAUCGUAUGCAAAAGUCUCUCCUCCGGGCUGUAUUCGGACCUGAUGACCAUCUGUUUCGGGAGGGUCUGCGACGUCCGCAUACUCCGCCUCCUCAGGUACUUGAUGGUCAACAGAUGGACCAGGACACGUUUUCGGACUGGCUUACACAGGAGCUGUGGCGGCUUGUUGGCUGGGAUGUGUUGAAGACUGUGUUUGUUCCAAUCUAA